AUGGAGCAUCAGGAGCAUCAGAUACAGUUUAUGCCUAAAGAUCCAAUGGAGAUAGAUUAUGAAGCAUUACCAGAAGAUGCAUCAUUAGGAGCCCAUUUAGGUGCGGGAGCUUUAGCAGGAAUAAUGGAACAUACAGUAAUGUUUCCAAUUGAUUCUAUUAAAACAAGAAUGCAAAUGAAUUUAUCAAGUAAAGAAAUAUCAAAAGGAUUAUUUCAAUCAAUUUCAAAAAUAAGUUCAACUGAAGGAUUUUAUGCAUUAUGGAAAGGUGUAUCAUCAGUAAUAUUAGGAGCUGGUCCAGCUCAUGCAAUAUAUUUUUCAGUAUUUGAAUCAACAAAAACAUUUUUAUGUAAUAGAUUAACUACAUCUCAUACAAAUAAAAUAGUAACAGAUGAAAAUCAUCCAAUAAUAGCAAGUUGUGCAGGUAUAGCUGCUACAACAGCAUCUGAUGCAUUAAUGACACCUUUUGAUAUGUUAAAACAAAGAAUGCAAGCAAGUGCUGCUUAUCCAGAAAAUAAAUCAACAUCAAUAAGGUUAUUAAAAUUAGCAAGUGAUAUUUAUAAAAAAGAAGGUAUUGGAGCGUUUUAUAUAUCUUAUCCAACAACAUUAUUAACAAAUAUACCGUUUGCUGCUUUAAAUUUCGGAUUUUAUGAAUAUACAUCAUCAAUAUUAAAUCCAAAACAUAUAUAUAAUCCUUAUCUACAUUGUGUAAGUGGUGGAAUAGCUGGAGGUAUAGCGGCAGCUUUAACAACUCCAUUUGAUUGUAUUAAAACCUUAUUACAAACAAAAGGUAUAUCUUCAAAUGAAGCUUUUAGGCAUGUAACAGGUUUUAAAUCUGCUGCUAAAGCUUUAUAUAAACAAGGUGGUUAUAAAGCUUUUUGGAGAGGUUUAAAACCAAGAGUAAUAUUUAAUGUUCCAAGUACUGCUAUAUCUUGGACAGCUUAUGAAAUGUGUAAAGAAAUAUUAAUAAAAACUUAA
Lodderomyces pseudojiufengensis is the source of this 975-nucleotide messenger RNA. RefSeq names its product Fe(2+) transporter (gene MRS4). Gene Ontology annotation, cellular component: mitochondrial membrane. Gene Ontology annotation, biological process: iron import into the mitochondrion. The transcript has a single exon. The record is from RefSeq and is a predicted model, not a curated record. The coding region runs from base 1 to 975 and encodes 324 amino acids. Lineage: Eukaryota; Fungi; Ascomycota; Pichiomycetes; Serinales; Debaryomycetaceae. Gene Ontology annotation, molecular function: ferrous iron transmembrane transporter activity.